This is a messenger RNA of Grammomys surdaster, 1560 nucleotides long. RefSeq names its product WD repeat domain 73 (gene Wdr73). Gene Ontology annotation, cellular component: cytosol; spindle pole. Bases 42 to 1157 code for a protein of 371 amino acids. The record is from RefSeq and is a predicted model, not a curated record. Gene Ontology annotation, molecular function: protein binding. Gene Ontology annotation, biological process: cytoplasmic microtubule organization. The transcript is spliced from 8 exons. NCBI's taxonomy places the organism in Eukaryota, Metazoa, Chordata, Mammalia, Rodentia, Muridae.
GUCGGGCUGGCGGAAGUGGAGCGACGGAAGCCACAGUUGCUAUGGAGCUCGCAGAGGACUGGCUGGUGGAGUCUUUGCGCUUGUACCAAGACUUCCAUGCAUUUGACCUCUCAGGAGCCACUCGAGUCCUUGAGUGGAUUGGUGAAAAAGGAGUCUUUGUUGCUGGUUAUGAAAGUUUGAAAAAAAAUGAGAUCCUUCAUUUGAUACUACCUCUCAGACUCUCUGUAAAGGAAAACCAGGGCUUAUACCCAGAGAGGGACUUCAAAGUGCGCCACGGAGGAUUUUCAGACACAUCUGUCUUUGACCUAAAGCACGUGCCAGAUACCAGGUUGCUGGUGACCAGUGGGCUUCCAGGGUGUUACAUACAAGUGUGGCAAGUUAGAGAGGACAACGAUGUCAUUGAAGCUGUCAGUACCAUUGAUGUGCAGGACAAAGAGGAGAGUCUCUGGCCUCGGGUGUCUGUCUUCUGCUCUAUGGCACCUGGAAUCCUCCACGGGGCUCGGCUCAGCAGCCUGAGGACUGUGGACAUAGAAUCCCAGAAGGUCACCUACAGCUCAGGUACAACUGACAGUGAGUCCUUGAGCAGCCUUCAGGUCCUAGACGCAGACAGCUUUGCUUUCUGUGGUACCUCAGGUCGGCUGGGACUUGUGGACACCCGCCAGAAGUGGGCACCAUUGGAGACUGGCAGCCCCAGCUCUGGCUCUGGGGGAGAGAGAUGGUGUGCAGAAGUUAGGAACAAGGGCCAAGGCCCUGGGCCCUGCAUUGCCAGCCUUGGCUCAGAUGGGCAGCUCUGUCUCCUUGACCCCCGGAAUCUCUGUCAUCCUGUGAGCUCAGCCCAGUGCCCAGUGUUCAAACCCAGCCCUGACCCAGAGCUGCUGCGGGUGACCUGGGCUCCAGGCCUGGACAACUGCUUGGCUAUUUCAGGAUUUGAUGGGACAGUACAAAUCUAUGACGUCACUUCAUGGGAUGGAAAGAAAACCCAAGUGGAGCCUCUUUUCACUCAUAAAGGCCACAUCUUCCUGGAUGGAAAUGAGGUUGACUCUGCUCCUCUGGUCACCACCCACACCUGGCACCCUCGCAAACCCAGGACUUUGUUAUCUGCAGCGAGUGAUGGCUCUCUGCAUGUGUGGGACUGGGUGGACCUCCAGGCCUCCUAAUGACAGCAGCAGCUUACCCCACGGGCCUCUGAAGAGGAGGUGUUUGAGAGGCUGACACGGAGUGACCACAGGCUACCACAGCUGCUGGCUUCAGGCAAGUUAGCCUGCCCUUCUCGUCCCUUUUUCCUAUCUGUAAAAUGAAGGUGUAGUAACCACCACCUACCUAGUGCUGUGGGGAGCGUCACAGAUGGUAGGCCACAUGGCAUAACAUGGCUGGAAGUGACCAUUGUCUCUAGGAGCCCUGCCUCUCCAAGUAUGUUGCAGCAGGCUGUGUUCCUGUCUUCACAGCAUCAUGGUGAGAGAAUCAGGAGAGAAUCAGGAGAGCCGGAGUGUGAAUGUGGGCGUGAACUUUUGCACAGGAGGAAUCAUUGUCUCGGGUCAAUAAACAUUGAAAAGAAUACCA